CGCACGUCCUUAUCUGCAUAGCACGUGCGCUUGCAUAACAACGAAAUCACGAUGGGAUCACUCAACUUAUGCCGAAUUUGUAUUUAAGUAUGUAAUUACUUAGCUUUUACAGUAGUCAUAAAUACAUACAAAAAGCAAAUUAUUCCCUUAAUAGCCCUCACAACUAACAAUAAUAUUCUAUGUAGAAUGCCCCCGUUAAAAGUAUCGAUUCAAAAACUGGUACAAAUUAUUAGUCCCCACAUUAAGGAGGGGCCCUCACCGGAGAAAUUAUGCCAAGUACAUAUGCCAUAUAAUUUAAUUGAUUGAUAACAAGGCAUGAUGUUAAGGCCAAGCCAUGAUGCUAAGUUUUCAUCAUCUCUAAAUCUUUGUGCUACGUUAUCCUCGCUAAUUUCAAAAUGGUGCUCCAUGCAAACUUCCGCUUCCGGGGACAAUGGACCACUGCAUGUGUACGAGCUAAGAAUCGCCCUUACGACGGGUGGAUUUAAUGCGGCAGCUGAUGCCUUAAUUUCCAUGGAUAAGUACCAACUAGAAGUUAGAAGUUGGAGGUUCGGAGCUCUACAAAAAUUGGCCGAUUUGGAAAGAUAUUUCACUGUUUCUAUCCUUUUCGGAGUCGUUUGUUUUGGCGUAGCCAUAAUUUCUACGAAUUUAUACCAAUCCGGUGAUCAGCCGACACACCGAUCCGUCUCACCAACCAUUCGGAUAUCCCAUCAAAAUGGAAUUUCGAACCAUAGAAUCGAUCGAAUCAAUAGAUUCGUGUUGCAAGAACCAAUUUCAAAUUUUAUCGGAAGAAAAUCCCAACUUGUCGAAUUGCAAGAAUUAUUCGAGGCAAGAAAUAAGGAAAGAUUUAUCGUCCACGUGACAGGACCGGAUGGUAUUGGGAAGAAAGAAUUAUGUCGAAAAUUUGCACAAAAAAUUGAUCCUUUGAUUCCCGUGUCAUGGCUGAACGCGGAGUCAAGUAUUUUAUUGGUAAAUUCAUUAACGAAUUUAGCACUAAACAGGUUAAACAAGGACAGCAUUUUAGAUAUCAAAGUUAUCAUUGACCAAAUUGCCGUUAAGAUGAAGGCUACUUCUACUUCCGCGUGGAUAGUAAUACUUAGCGACGUCAUAAAUUAUGACGACGCUGAAUUCCAAGCUAUUCUGUUGACUUUAUUUCGAGCGGGUGCCUUCAUAAUUAUAACGGGCAGAUCACAAGUUAAUUAUAAUCCUGAAAAAAAUUUACCCAUCAAAGAAAUUCAAUUAGAUGGCUUACUUUUGGACGAAAUGGUCCAAUUAUUCCAAUCUGAACUAAAACCACUCGAUUAUAACUUUGGAAUAGAAAACGUCGUCAAAGUGUGUCACAUGGUUCAAUUUAACCCACUAGCAAUUCGUCUAGCAGCCUCCUACUUGGGUCGGAACGUUGGAAACGUUAACUAUUUUCUGCAAAAAUUAGAAACAAGUAAAAACAUGGACGACAUAUUUUUAAAAAUGGUAGAAUUAGCUAAGGAAAGUUUGAAAAAUCCAAAUUGUGACUCCAUCCUGGAAGUAAUGUCAUUUUCUUCCGGAAACGAAAUGGAUUUUAAAUUUCUUAGAAAAUUAUCAACAAAAUUUGAAACCACACUUCCCCUCUGCAUCACAGAAUUGUCAUCUUAUUCCAUCCUAAAUAUAAAGCGAUGGGAACAAAAUGACCUAAUUUUUAUCGAAUACCCGCUUCCCCUCAGAAGAGUACAUUUUAACUCGCACUCUAUACAAAAAUUAGACUCCAUUCUAUCCAGUAUUUCCGAUACAUUGCCAAGUUUCAAAACACCCCAAGAAAUCGUAGCUUUGACUAACACAUACAUUUCCGUGGUCACUUCCGGUUCAACCCGUUCCGAUUUAUUCGCCAAGUAUUCUCCACUUUUGAACGAAUUUCUGAACACUUUGUCCAACACCCCAAAUAUGUUACCCGUCUUGACUCAAUUAUCCUUAUUUGGAUACCAUCAGCUUACCCAAUAUUCCCGAAAACCGGGUAUCCUACACGAUAAAAAUUUUAUCACCAUGGAAACCAAUAUUGCUCAGGGGUUAAUGAAAAGUCACAAAUAUUACGAAGGCUUAUCCAUCGCACAUAAAUUACGAGAGAAAAGCCUUCAAUUACAUGGAGAAAAUCACGCUGAUACCGUAAAAUUAACCAAACUAAUUAAAUCCGGUGAGGCUGCCUGGCUUCAUGGUAAAGAUCCUUACCAGUUAGCGCAGGAAUUGGGUUCGAAUCCUGACAUAGCUAAAAAAUCAAUCCAUGAAAAAAUCACUCUGUUUGAAAAUAUUGCAAAUAAUUUCUUUGAUAAUGGAUUUUUUCAGGAUGCAAUUCACUACUAUAAAAUUGUUAAGGGGUGGAAAAUAUAUAAAUAUGGGGCAAAAUCUAGACACACUUUGGACACUAUUUUGCAGCUGGGAAUUUGUUUUAGCAACAUUAACAAAUUUAAGGAUGCUAUAACACAAUUCGAGACAGUGUUUGAUAAUAGUUUAGUUCUUUUUGGGGAGGAGGAUGACCUUUCCAUUGGGGCAAUGGAAUGGUUAGGCUUAACAUUGUACUCUUAUCAUGAAAGUGCUGCGGCGCCGGCGGAGGGGGAUAGUAAUGAUUUAGGGAGAGAUUUUAAAAUAAUGGAAAAAGUUGUCACCAUUUUGGAACGUAUUAAAGGAAAAGAAAAUGAAGAGACAGUUUUAUACAGAGAUAUGAUGGAAAAAAUGAAGGUGAAAUAUGUCGCUUCAAACUCUGCUAUUACCAAUUUAAAGAAAUAUACGCUUUGAAAUAUUGCUUGCUAGGAAGGCGACGUUCUCGUUAUUUUAAAAAUUUAAGGCUGUUAGGAAUAAUUAAAUUAUGAAACAAUUAUGUAGUAGUUUCACGUCGAAAUUUAUACGAUAUAAAAUAUUAUCACGUAUUUAUUAAGAUAGUUGUUUUUAACUUUUAUAUGUAUAAUUAAGACAUUUCAUUAGUCAACUUAAUAAGUCGAAUAAAUAUGCAUAGGAAUAUAUUUAGUUAUUUGAUACACAUUUUUAAUAAUUAAUCCAAUUUUUUAAAUCAUAAAU
Messenger RNA from Folsomia candida, 3039 nucleotides. RefSeq lists its product as uncharacterized. The record is from RefSeq and is a predicted model, not a curated record. Lineage: Eukaryota; Metazoa; Arthropoda; Collembola; Entomobryomorpha; Isotomidae. Gene Ontology annotation, molecular function: protein binding. The transcript is spliced from 2 exons. The coding region runs from base 316 to 2760 and encodes 814 amino acids.